AUGCAGAACCCAGGACAGCAGGUGAGUCAGCUUGCACACCAGAACUCCGUCAGUACUUUGCUGGCACGAGUUCGUGCACGCAGUGCCGGGACACCAAUGCCGUACGCCGCACAGGGUCCUGUUGAGAACUCAGAAUCCGGCAGAGGAUACACCCUUGGCAGGGAGUACCCCACGAUGGGUCAUGGCGACAUGUUCUCGGGCAUCGUGACGCCUGUUGCCCUGAGCUUGACUUUCUGCAUCAUGGUCGGUAAGACCCUCGCCAAGUGA
Cladocopium goreaui is the source of this 267-nucleotide messenger RNA. The record is from the annotation of a GenBank genome assembly. Lineage: Eukaryota; Dinophyceae; Suessiales; Symbiodiniaceae.